AUGGAAGAUAUUUAUAGAGCGUCGUCAGCCAAUGAAGAAUGGAACUCUGUUUAUGUUAGUCAAAAAGCUCCUCCGGUCAUUAAUCCGAAGCCAAUUACAUGGGAACCUCCCCCUAUGGGUUGGUUAAAGUGUAACUUCGAUUGUAGUUUCAGAAAAGAAAGUAACAGUGUUGGGAUUGGGUGGAUUAUAAGAGAUGCUAACGGUGUGUUUGUGUAUGCGGGAAUGGCUCGUGUAAACAAUGUCUUAAAUGCUUUCCAGGGAGAAGCUCUUGCGUUUUUGUAUGCAAUGCAUCAAGUGUGGAUCCGAGGAUGGAGACAAGUCUGGUUUGAAGGGGAUAGUAUGGAGCUAACUUGUGUUGUCAAUCAGGUGGUUCCUCGUCAUGCUCAACUUGGAAAUGUGCUUCAUGAUAUUCGUCAUUGGAUGUCUUUAUUAUCAGAAUGUUCUUUGGGUUCUGUCAAUCGGGAAAGAAUAUGGAAGAACACGAGGAUGUCAUAUGUUAUUUAA
Brassica napus (rape) is the source of this 504-nucleotide messenger RNA. RefSeq lists its product as uncharacterized. Lineage: Eukaryota; Viridiplantae; Streptophyta; Magnoliopsida; Brassicales; Brassicaceae. The coding region runs from base 1 to 504 and encodes 167 amino acids. Gene Ontology annotation, molecular function: RNA-DNA hybrid ribonuclease activity; nucleic acid binding. The record is from RefSeq and is a predicted model, not a curated record. The transcript has a single exon.